AUGCAGAUCGCCGUGCUCACUUGCCUGAUUUCGCUUUUACCAGCAAUUUUAAGUGCCCCAGACGAUGGUUGCCCAAUGUGCGACCUCCACAACCCACUUCGCUGCGGCCCAAAUUGCUUACAAGUCGAUGACCAAGACGCGGAGUUUGAAAUUGACCCAUCAAGACAAGGUGAAGGGAAAGUGAGCACGAAAAGUUUGAAAUAUGGAAUAGGACGUGAUCUGAUAUGCCUCAACUUCCCCCCAAAGGGCAAAUAUGGUAGAUUGGAUACAGGCUUAGACGGUUUCAUAAUCAACAAAGGAAAGUUUAUGUCACUUAGGGAUCUGCUAGAAAUUGCAAAUUCCAAUCAAGGAUUCAAGGGCAAUUACAAGAAUCUUUUUGACAGCUACCGCGACAGCAGCGAUAUGAAGCAGACCCUUGACGUACUCGGUGGAAUUGUUUCGGGCAGGCAGGGUGGUUGGGGCAAACUAUCACCUCCAUGGGGCUAA
Messenger RNA from Pieris macdunnoughi, 486 nucleotides. NCBI's taxonomy places the organism in Eukaryota, Metazoa, Arthropoda, Insecta, Lepidoptera, Pieridae. The record is from the annotation of a GenBank genome assembly.